CCACGUUGCAAGCAUUGUUGUGGAUUCUCCGAACGGAGCGAAGGUGACACGAUGAAGAAGAUGGUGGCGCAGCAGGUGGAGGAAGUUCGGCGGUUAUACAAGAACAAGCGGCAGUUGACGCACCAGUUCCUCAACUUGGGCAUGGUGAUCAUCAGCGCGCUCAUGGUCUGGAAGGGACUUAUAGGACUCACGGUGGGCGAAAGCCCCAUUGUGGUGGUGCUCAGUGGGAGCAUGGAGCCUGCAUUCCAACGCGGAGACAUUCUGUUCCUGGACAACAACAGGCCCAAGUUGGAGAUUGGAGACAUCAUCGUGUUCAAGAUCAAGGACCGUGAGAUUCCCAUCGUCCAUCGGGUGUUGGACCUGCACACGCGCGCGUCGGACGGCCGCGACUUGUAUCUGACCAAGGGCGACAACAACAACGUGCACGAUCGCGGGUUGUACGCCCCGGGACAGCUUUGGUUGGAACGACAUGAUGUUGUCGGCAUUGCGCGCGCGUCCGUGCCGUAUCUCGGGUACGCGACGAUUCUCAUGAACGACUACCCGGCGUUGAAGGUGUUGGCGUUGGGGGUCAUGGUUAUUUUGGCAUUUACCCAGCGAGAGUAACCUCCAUGUCAAUGCAGAUACACUUCAAUAUAUGCUUGCUUCCUUGUUA
Aphanomyces astaci is the source of this 652-nucleotide messenger RNA. Its product is annotated as signal peptidase I. Gene Ontology annotation, molecular function: serine-type endopeptidase activity. Gene Ontology annotation, cellular component: signal peptidase complex; membrane. NCBI's taxonomy places the organism in Eukaryota, Oomycota, Saprolegniomycetes, Saprolegniales, Verrucalvaceae. The transcript has a single exon. The record is from RefSeq and is a predicted model, not a curated record. Bases 52 to 603 code for a protein of 183 amino acids.